CUCACCCCCCAAAAAGAGCCCAAAAAUCCUACAAUGGCGACCAACAGCUUCCUUCAAAUCCCUUCUACUGUUCUUCUAUGCCUCUUCGUAGCCGCAACGUGUCUUCUACCACAUCCUUCCCACGGCAACAACAUCAGUGGAUCGGUAGAGAAAGCAAGUUGCAUAAUUCACAUGGACGAGUUGCAGUUUGGUCCUCACUACCGGCCCGCAUUGACUCUCCAAGACCACCGUUUCGGAUCUUUAGACAGCCGCCAUCCAGGCCGUCCGGUGAGGCAUAAUGCGAUUGCUUCCGUUGAUCACGACGGCACGGCCCAUGGAUCACGAAGCCCAUCUGAUGAAAACCCAACCCAAGCGAUUUCAUUGGUGGCUUGUCCUCGAGUUUCCAAAAUCAUUGCUAUGCUGAAAAUUGUCCACCCAAAAUGGAGCCCCAUGGCCAUAAAAUCUGCUAUAGUGACAACUGGCAGCGCGAUGGACCACGAGCAGGAUAGUCGAGCGUUGGCAGUUGUCGACCUGCGCCGAGCUAUGGACCCAGGUUUGGUUUACGACACUAAUAAUUCAAAAGGGCAUGUAGAUUCUUUUUGUUCUUUGAAUUAUAAUAAAAAGCAAAAUUUGAAAAUUACUACUGGAUCGAUCCGUCAUGAUAAUUGUUCAAAAUGGCGUUCUCGUGACCAUAACUACCCAUCGUUCGUCUUGUUAUACGACAACAAGAAGGCGUCGCCAGGGGUUGUAGUUCGAAGGUUUCGGAGGACGGUGAGAAAUGUUGGAGAAGCUGGUGGAGUGUACAAGGUUGAUGUGGUCACACCAAGAGGUUCCUCUGUUACUUUUCAUCCAAAAACUUUGGUUUUUGCCAAGAAGUACCAGAGGAAGAGCUAUACGUUGACCCUGAAGUAUGUGAAAGACAAGAAGGGAAGAGUUUCACGAGGUUUGGUCCGUUGGAAUGAGAUGCAUGGGACACAUAAAGUAACGAGCCCGAUUGUAAUAGCGCCUGCUGCUUGAUUUGCAAUCUUUUUUAGUUGUCCUCUCAUGAAGUUGGUGUUUUCAGUUUUACCGUGUGUGUGAAAGAAUAAAUUUCAGUCAAACGUGUGGUUUGAUGUUUCUCAAUAAACUGGGUAUUUAUGU
Linum trigynum is the source of this 1119-nucleotide messenger RNA. NCBI's taxonomy places the organism in Eukaryota, Viridiplantae, Streptophyta, Magnoliopsida, Malpighiales, Linaceae. The record is from the annotation of a GenBank genome assembly.